AUGGCUAUUUCUCGGAGCUUUAAGAUUAAAGUUCCAGCAUCUUCUGCAAAUAUUGGACCUGGUUAUGAUGUUUUAGGCGUUGGUUUGAGUCUUUACUUGGAAUUAGACGUAAAAAUUAACGAUGUUGAGGAAUCUAGCUCCUCUGUUGAUGCGAAUAAUUGUACUAUAAGCUAUACAGAAGAUAGUGAGGGGUUUGAGUCCGUUCCUUUGCGUUCUGACGAGAACUUGAUCACUAGGACUUCUUUGUACGUCAUGCGCUGUAACGGUAUACGUAAAUUCCCGCCUGGAACAGAAGUUAAUGUGCGUAACCCAAUCCCUCUGGGUAGAGGUUUGGGCUCUUCUGGAGCUGCUGUGGUAGCAGGUGUCAUGUUGGCCAACGAAGUAUCGCAGUUGGGCUUUUCGAAACAAAGAAUGCUCGACUAUUGUCUAAUGAUUGAACGUCAUCCUGACAAUAUCACUGCUGCUAUGAUGGGUGGCUUUUGUGGGUCAUUUCUCCGUGAUUUACCUGCGGAGGAGAUGGAAAGAAGAGAAAUUCCUCUUUCAGAGGUGCUUCCUGAGCCCAGCGGAGGUAUUGAUACCGGGUUAGUGCCUCCUCAACCUCCUAUGGACAUCGGACAGCACGUGAAGUACAACUGGAACCCUGUUAUCAAAUGUAUUGCAAUUAUCCCUGACUUUGAGCUGUCUACUGCAGACUCACGUGGGGUUCUGCCAAAGUCAUACACUACCAAAGACCUAGUUUUUAAUUUACAAAGACUGGCGGUCCUAACAACCUGCUUAACCCAAUCGCCUCCAAAUCCAGAAUUAAUAUAUCCUGCUAUGCAGGACAGGGUUCACCAACCCUACAGGAAGACUCUAAUCCCUGGUUUAACAGAAAUCCUCAGCAGUGUCACUCCUACUUCUCACCCGGGCUUGUUAGGUAUCUGUCUAUCCGGCGCCGGUCCUACCAUCCUAGCUCUUGCUACCGGUGAUUUUGAACAUAUUGCCAGCGAUCUUGUAAACCGCUUCAAAACUUUCAACGUCUCUUCUACCUGGAAGCUUCUUGAUUUGGCUCAUGAGGGUGCAGUCGUCGUAUAG
Eremothecium sinecaudum is the source of this 1074-nucleotide messenger RNA. RefSeq names its product homoserine kinase (gene THR1). Gene Ontology annotation, biological process: L-threonine metabolic process. The record is from RefSeq and is a predicted model, not a curated record. Gene Ontology annotation, molecular function: ATP binding; homoserine kinase activity. The transcript has a single exon. Lineage: Eukaryota; Fungi; Ascomycota; Saccharomycetes; Saccharomycetales; Saccharomycetaceae. Bases 1 to 1074 code for a protein of 357 amino acids.